This is a messenger RNA of Pistacia vera, 1155 nucleotides long. Its product is annotated as tropinone reductase homolog. The transcript is spliced from 6 exons. The record is from RefSeq and is a predicted model, not a curated record. The coding region runs from base 57 to 848 and encodes 263 amino acids. NCBI's taxonomy places the organism in Eukaryota, Viridiplantae, Streptophyta, Magnoliopsida, Sapindales, Anacardiaceae. Gene Ontology annotation, molecular function: oxidoreductase activity.
CUUAUAUACGUAAAUUUGAGAAGAAAUUUGCAGUAACAAUUGAAAGAAAAAAGAAAAUGUCGGAAGUCAGAAAACAAAGAUGGUCUCUUGAGGGCAUGACCGCCCUUGUCACUGGCGGAACCAGAGGCAUCGGAUAUGCUAUAGUAGAAGAACUAGCAGGAUUUGGAGCAAUAGUACACACAUGUUCACGUAACCAAACAGAGCUCGAUGCCAGAAUUCAGGAAUGGAAGAGUAAGGGGCUUAAAGUAAGCGGCUCAGUUUGUGACAUGAAAAUUAGAGCUGAGCGGGAGAAGCUGAUGGAAACUGUCUCUUUGAUGUUUGAUGGCAAGCUCAACAUCCUUGUGAACAAUGCUGGAAUAGGAUUGUUUAAGGAAAUCUUAGAAUACACUGCCGAGGAUUUCUCGACUUUAAUGACAACCAAUUUCGAGUCUGCUUACCAUCUGUCUCAACUUGCGCACCCCCUCUUAAAAGCAUCUGAAAAUGGAAGCAUUGUAUUGAUCUCCUCUGUCGGAGGCGUCAUUGGUGUUCCCCUAUGUUCCAUCUAUGCAGCAACUAAAGGAGCAAUGAAUCAAGUUGCAAAGAACUUCGCAUGCGAGUGGGCAAAGGACAAUAUUCGUGUGAAUUCGGUGGCACCAGCGGUGAUUAAAACCUCACUCAUCGACGCUGCAGAGGAAGAUCAUAGAGCCAAGGAAGUUGUAAAUCGAAUAAUAUCUCGUACUCCCAUCUCGCGUGCCGGAAAGCCUGAAGAGGUUUCAGCAGUGGUUGCAUUCCUAUGCUUACCAGCGGCUUCAUAUAUCACCGGCCAAGUUUAUUGCGUUGAUGGAGGAUACACUGUGAAUGGGUUCUAGUCUGUGCUCAGGCCAUACGCCAGGGCUAUCCUUUAAGCUCGAGAGAGAAAGCUGUUAGAAUCUGCUGUGCUGGAAAUCCGAAAAACGUUGAUGGAAUCAAACGGUGGUGGUAGGUCUUAGCUGUCCUAUCUGUUUUACCUUUCAUUGUUGUAUAAAUCUGUCACUAAUUCUACCUAUUUGAUGUUGUAUGAGUGGUGAGAGCAUCUGGGUGUAUGGCUAUAAAUUAGAGGGGUUUUCUCGGGUUGUGCCUUGUGUAAAAAGGGGUGAACCUAAUCUCUGCAAGGUUUCUCAUAUCGAAUAGCGAAUA